Molecule: messenger RNA, 1014 nt
Organism: Vigna angularis (adzuki bean)
Lineage: Eukaryota; Viridiplantae; Streptophyta; Magnoliopsida; Fabales; Fabaceae
Exons: 2
Coding region: 1-1014 (337 amino acids)
Source: RefSeq, a predicted model, not a curated record
AUGUUGCUCACGAGUGACCCUUUUAAAGGAUACAAAUAUAGAAAACUUAUUGGGCGUGUCUCUCGAUAUCCAUUGGAUCUUAUUGCUAAGGAAUUGAAAAGAGUGCAACAGAUAGGAUUGGACUCAUCAAAGUGUGGAUGCGCAUUGAGACGUACAUUUGGUGUCCCCUGUGCAUGUGAAUUAGCACGGUAUAAUGUUGGAUUGAUCCCUCUGGGUGAAUUUCAUAUCAUGUGGCGAAGAUUGCAUUUCUCAAAUGUUGAAUUAAAUGAAACUGAGCCCGAGUUAUCCAUUAAAGAUGAGUUGAAAAAAGUAGAAGAACGAUUCAAUGAGGUUGACAUUGGAGGUAAAGUCACCAUCAAGCAGAAGUUACUUGACAUUACUUGUCCUAAAUUGACAUCAAUGGUCCCUCCACUACAUAAAGUCAAGACAAAGGGUGCUAAAAAAAGUAAAGUUCAACGAAGAGAAAGGUCUACGACGCGGGAUCCAUCAUAUUUUGAGUAUGUCGAUGCCUUUCAUUCAACCAUAGAAUCUUCAACUGUGAAAAGUAAAUUACAAUCAAAGCCAAAUGUAAUGAAGAAAAAGAGAGUUCCAAUGAUAGACCAGUUUCAUUCUAUUACUCACCCUUUCAUUGUGGAUGUUGUUGAUGUUGUGGCUGAUGGUCAUUGUGGAUAUAGAUGCAUUGAUGUGUCGUUGGGACUCAGAGAAGAUUCAUGGCCCGUUAUCAGAAAUGAUUUGUACAAAGAACUCAGUCAAUGGCGUGAUGAAUAUGCAAGCCUAGUAGGAGGGUAUGAUAGACUAGAAGACCUAAGGAACUCUUUGUUGGUGCAGUCACAGUCGACACUGUUUUAUGUUAAGUUACAAGAAGGUUGUCCUUUGCCCAUGGUGAAUAUCAUAUCCUCAACCCACUGUUAUCUUGAGGCACGAGCAUGGUCAUCUAUUUAUACUAGCAGGAUGCAAGCAUUUGCACAGUUGAUGGGCGUAACGACAUCUUAUAUUGACUUGGGUGAUUCGUGA